CACACCACACAUCUUAUUUGUUGUCUCUUUCCAUUCUCGCGUAAAGCGCGUAAUAGAGUGAGCAAUAGUAAAUAGUGCAAUAGCAAUAAUAAAAAUGAAAAAACUCACGCUUUUUUUCCAAACCGCAAUUCUAUCUAUCCCGAAAUUCCUAAAAUAGCCAGAAAUCUGUUCCAGAUCCCCAUUUACUGCGUUCCUCUAGGUAUAUUACGUCUUAUUAAAUUUUUCACGCUUCAUAUCACUGAGUGUUCUGAUGUAAAUAUACGAAUUUCAGCAAUAAUCAUGUUGUUGUCAUCCCCAGUCUCUAUUUGAAGCGAGGUUCAUACGGUGCUUUCCCAACAGAGUUGAUACUAGAAUUACCGACCGCGUUCCUCUGGUCUUUUCACUCUCGUUAUUUUUCAGUGCUACUUCGUCAAAUCUUGCGUACACUACAUAUAGCUAAUCGUUUUUUAUAAGAAAUUAUGUUUAUAAGAAUUAUAGGUUUUAACGAAUGUUCGACUUCAGCGUAGCUCCCGUUAAUUCAAACUUAGACAAAAAUGAGAUAUUAGUUCGAAUUAAAGUUUUUCUUCUGACUCUUGUAAGUUUCACUGAAAGAAAUUUCGUAUGUCGGUUUGACUUAACGUUGUUGACAGUUGUUAACGUUGUUCAACACUUGAUUGGCCAUUUGCCGAUCUCUAUGGAAAAUGCGUUAUCCAUAUUGCUGCAAAGGAAAGGACUGUCACUUGUGGGGAAGUAACUUUUGUUACGUGCAAGAAUCUAUUUAUUUUCUAACAUUUUUUCCACUUCUCUAGCCAUCCAUCGGACGCUUUAAAAUUUGCAAGAUUAAAACUUUUAGCAGAUUAAAAAGCUUUUUAUCGUAUUGCCAUCAAAGGAACAUUUUAGUUCCUUUGUAAAGAGAACCAGCUUUUUCGAAGUUUCUCGCUACAUUUCAUACUAGUAUUCAUUUUUCGAACAUUUAUUUUCUACUUAGCCACUAAAAAGCUCGAGUCAUCCGAAGAAGUUAACUUAAGGGUGACCAAAAAAUGGUUCGAGAAAACGAAUGUUCGAGUUAUCUGUGGUUUGAGUUAACGAGCUGUGUUUAUAAAGAAGUAUUAAGAAUUGUCAAAGGAACCGUAAAUAAUAGUUAUUAUCAAAAUAAUAUAAGAACGCAAAUACUUUAGAUAAACCUAUAAAAUAUACAUAAAUGUUUUUACAAUAAUAUUCUAAUAUUUUAUUCUUUACUUCAUAAAUUAAUAAAUAUAGUUUUAUUUGUUUAUUUACUUUUAGAUAUCGUGGAAAUUAUCCAAAACGAGAAUACAUUUGAGUUAAAAAGACUUCUCUCUAUCAAACCAAACAUCAUCCAUGUGAGGGGUGAAAAUAAUCCACUAUUGAUGUUGACGGCAUAUCACACCGACAAUUCAUCAAUGGUGGACAUUUUCAUCGAAUAUGGAUGUGAUGUUUGGGGGAUAAAUAAAUGCAACAUGAACGUUUAUCAUUUCGCAGCAGCGUGUAAUCGUCACAAAAUAUUAGACACGUUAUGUCGUCAUGAUGUAACAAACAUCAACCGUGGAGAUGAUACUAACUGGACACCAUUAUAUUGGGCUGCACGUUGUGGUAACAUCUCAUGUGUUAAUGUUUUGUUACGUCAUUAUAAUAUUGAUAUGGCGGUUAAAGAUAGAUGGGGACGAACUGCGUAUGAUAUGGCUGGAAGAUUUGAGAAUAAUAAACAAAAUGGUGACAAAAUAAGAAGAAUGAUUAAAGAUUACAAAAAAUGGAUGUGAAAUUUUUGGUUUUGUUUGUUUUCGUGCUGAUUGUUGCGACAGGUAUGUUCAUUUAACUAAAAUUUUGCAUAGGUUUGCACAAAUUUGCAAGCAGAAUUGUAGACAAAUUUCAUAUAUGGCAUAUAGUAUACUUUCUUCUUUUACAAAGCAAUAUAAAAUUUAAAAUCCCUUAAAUCUUAUGCAGUUGCUGAAGAAUUUGCCGGGGCGAAUAAAUGGCUUAAGAUAGUAAAAAUCGCAUUAUAAUACCCUUAUACGUCUGACGCAAAAUGUUAACUGCAGUAGCAAGACACCCAAAAUACGGUAAAUAAAAGA
Messenger RNA from Hydractinia symbiolongicarpus, 2069 nucleotides. Its product is annotated as protein phosphatase 1 regulatory inhibitor subunit 16B-like. Gene Ontology annotation, molecular function: protein binding. The transcript has 2 exons. NCBI's taxonomy places the organism in Eukaryota, Metazoa, Cnidaria, Hydrozoa, Anthoathecata, Hydractiniidae. The record is from RefSeq and is a predicted model, not a curated record. Gene Ontology annotation, cellular component: nucleus; cytoplasm. Bases 1368 to 1757 code for a protein of 129 amino acids.